CUUGCUUUUGCAAUGAUCAACCAACUGCAAAUCUAUGUUCUUCCAGGCCAGGUAUGUGCCUCCUUUUAUAGCUAAUAGGCAUAUCUUUUAUGCCCUGGAGUUAGAUGGUGAGAUUAAUUUUAGGUACAGGCAAUGACAAUUACAGGGUACCUUCCCUCCAGGCAGUGAUUAAUUAUUUAACUAGUAAUUUUCACAAUAGUCACUUUCACACACUAGUUAUGGUCAAAUGUUCGGCAAUGUUACAAGCUAUUACACACAAUUUUAUUUUGGUUCUGAUGUAUAAGGAUAAAUUUUCUAUUACAAAAUACCUUCAGAACUUGAACUUUGGAACUUAAGAAACUAUUAGUUAAAUAAAUUAAACUGUAACUUUCACUUUUGUAGUGCUUAAUUAAGAUGUUUAGGAUUACAAUUUAUUGUGCAGAGUAUUUAAGGCUCUGGGCAUUUAUAAAUGGAGAUUGUCUUAAAUUUUGAAGAGGUUGCCCAUUUUCUGUCUCCAUGUAGCUUUCAAAGUUGGAUAGUCUCCAUUUCCAGUCUGAACACAUGGACAAUAUGAUGAAUUCACUAAUUAUAAGAAUAUUGACAUUUGCAAUUAUUUGUUUGGCUGUCUAAGCUUAUGUUGAUUAAUUUUAGUAUUCUGUUAAAAUCAUCUUAGUCUGCGUUCCUUGCUUGUUCUCCUAUUCUAGACCUCUCAUCAUCAUCAUCCAGUAUGGAAAUUCCUUUCCAAACUCUCCUUUUCUAUGAAGGAGACUACCUUACAUUACGCGCUAAUAAUCUGGUUUGUGAAUUUGCAAAGCAGUUCCUAGAAGUAAUAAAGUCCCCAUAAAACUCAAGAAAUUUCAGCAUCCAUUAUCUUAUGUAAAUCAGCCUUUUUCCUGUCAAAUCUUGAAUUUAGGUCCUAUACAAGGAGGAAACUCAGGAGGAAACAUGGUAGAUGUAGAUGUGCACAGGUUUUUGUUAGCUUAGACUUUGUAAAAAUAGAUAUUACAAACUAAAAUAUUAUAAACACGGGUCCUCAUUUUCUUGACUUUGUUGGUUUCUAGAUUAUAAAAAUAUUAAGCACGAGUGUUUCAAAAUUAUUUUAAAUUUCUGAUUUUAGCAGAUUUUGUGUGUGGGUGGUUUAUUUUGACUCUUCAGAAAGGACCAUAUAUUUAACUGUACAUGUAUGUUCAGCGUUUUGAUUUUUAUACUAACUUAUUCUAUAGGUUUCCUGCUACAAAUGCUUAGAAAAUAAGUUGCUGAGUCACUUUAUUCCUAUUAUUUUCCAUCAUUGACCACCUCCAACUAUUCCAAUAGAACCUUCUUUGACAAAAAUCACAUACACUUGAAACUCAUCCAAAUGCAGCCGAACCCAUUAAUUUUUUUUCAUUUUGUCAAAAGCCAAAACACGUUUCCAUUUCCUUACGUUAUAUCUAAGCACUAUGAAGAAUUUUCUGCAUGUCUUUAUCUCUCUCCCUCUCUCUGAAAAUGCAAUCCCAUUCCUUCACAACCCUGUCUUUGGCUUUAAUCAUUACUAUAAUCUUUCUCUACCCUUCAAUAUGUGUAUCAAUUGAUGAGCGAUACCAGAACUGCAGCGGAACAUUUGAUUGUGGAAACAUUACAGGUAUUAGCUAUCCUUUCUGGGGAUCAGCUCGACCUAAUUACUGUGGCCAACCUAAUUACUGUGGCCAACCGGACUUCUUGGCUUAAUUGCAGCAGAAGAAACCCGCAUCCCGUGAUCACAAUCCACGAAUUCUAAUCUUACCAACUCCUUGACUCCUUGACAUCUAUAGCGAGUCACAGACUCUUAAGGUUGCUAGAACAGACUACAUAGGAGGAAUCUGUCCUAAUCUCCUUCACAACACCACUUUGAAUUCAGCUUCUUUCAAUUAUUCUUCGGGUAUUCGGAAUAUAACUCUGUACUAUGAUUGUCCUGCUCUUUCGGCUCAAAUUGCUAUACCUGAAGGGUUUUCAAGUCAGUUUACUUGUACCUUAAACCACAGCAAUAGCAAUGGUUUUUAUGCGACAAGAAGGCUAAGUGAUUAUGACAAUGCAUUAAUCAGCGUCUUGGUAUCUUGCAAAAAUAGCGUUACUGUUCCGGCAACAGAAUCAGCUGUUCUGCCUAUAGAGAUUAGUCCUCCAAAGGAAAAUUUGAUUGCAGCUUAGAGCAGGGUUUUGGACUUCAAUGGACUGCAAAUGAUUCUACUUGUGCCACGUGUAAAU
Jatropha curcas is the source of this 2199-nucleotide messenger RNA. The record is from RefSeq and is a predicted model, not a curated record. Lineage: Eukaryota; Viridiplantae; Streptophyta; Magnoliopsida; Malpighiales; Euphorbiaceae.